AUGUUUACAGUGACCGAGUUCAAAUGGUUGACAGAUCCUCAGACAGCCUACCGCAUUUUAAAGCCAUGGUGGGAUGUUUUCAGUCAUUAUAUCUGCAUGGUGAUGCUCUUGAUUUCUCUGCUAGGGGGAACGCUCCAAAUUGCUCAGAAUAAAAUGCUAUGUCUUCCUUGCAAGGUAAUUGUCAACAACAAUUGCAAGGCCCCCUGGGAGAGUAAUACCAGCACUCCAGCAAAUAAAACUCCUGUUAUAAAUGGGAUAAGAAAUCUUCUUGAUAGGCAACAAUACUCAUACAUCGAUGCUGUGUGUUACGAGAAGCAGCUCCAUUGGUUUUCCAAGUUCUUCCCCUACCUGGUGCUCUGGCAGACUCUGCUCCUUUUGAUUUGCAGCAACUUCUGGUUCAAGUACCCCAGCACCAGCUCAAGGCUCGAGCACUUCAUCACCAUCCUCCACAAGUGCUUCGACUCCCCGUGGACUACCCGUGCUCUGUCUGAGGCAGUUGAGAUCAGUGGAGAGAAGCACCCUUACCGCAAAACCAAAGAAGCAUCUAAAGUAUCUUUCUCCACCACGAACUUUGAAUCGAAAUUGUUGACGAGCAGAGUGGAGCCCAACUUGGCUGAUGCCAAUGAGAAGACCAUCCUGGAUCGAAAGGAAGGGGAGCAGGCAAAAGCUAUCUUUGAAAAGGUGAAGAAGUUCAAAGCACAUGUUGAAGAAAAGGACAUUAUCUACAGGCUGUACAUGAGACAGAUUAUUAUCAAAGUCAUUAUAUUCAUUUUUAUCAUUUCAUAUAUCCCCUAUUAUAUUAUUGAGAUGAACUUUGAUAUCAAUUGUAAAGUUGACAUACAGAUGUUUACAGGAUAUCAACAAUAUCGUUGUGUCCAUUCCUUGGCAACAAUAUUUAAACUCUUAGCAUCCUUUUAUGCAAUACUGGUUGUGUUACAUGGAUCUUUUAGUGUCUACAGUCUAUAUUGGAUGCUCAGACGCUCACUGAAGAAAUAUUCUUUUGAAAGUGUUCGUGAGGAAAGUAGCUACAGGGACAUUCCGGAUAUUAGAAACGAUUUUGCCUUCAUUCUUCACCUUUCAGACCAGUAUGAUCCAUUGUAUUCAAAGCGAUUCUCAGUCUUCCUUUCAGAGGUCAGUGAAAACAAGUUGAAACAGAUUAACCUUAACCUGGAGUGGACAGCAGAGAGGCUAAGGCAUAAACUACAGAAGAACUUGCAGGACAAAACAGAGCUGUACCUGUUCAUGUUAAGUGGACUCCCAGAUGCUGUAUUUGAGCUGAAAGAACUUGAAACUCUUAAACUAGAUCUUCUAACUGAAGCCAAAUUCCAAACAGCCAUGUCUCAGCUUACCAACCUUAAAGAGUUACACCUUUACCACACACCAACCACUGUGGACCCACAGGCACUGAAUUGUUUAUCUGAAAAUCUGCAAGCAUUGCACGUCAAGUUUACUGACAUGGAUAAAGCCCCACGCUGGAUAUUUAAUCUAAAGAACCUGACAGAACUUCAUUUAACUGGUAACUUAAAAAUGGAAAAGAAUCACUUUGUGUCUUUAAGUGGACUGGAGAAUCUAAAGAAUCUAAAAGUUCUCUACUUGAAAAAUAGUCUUCCUCACAUUCCAGCAAUAGUAACUGGCUCAGGACUCCUCUUAAACAAACUGUCCAUUGAUAAUGAAGGUACCAAACUAACUGUGUUCAAUACCUUGAAGAAUAUGGUAAACCUCACAAACCUUGAACUCCUUAACUGUGACCUAGAGCGCAUUCCACAUUCUAUUUUUAGCUUGUACAAUUUACGUGAAAUUGAUCUGAAAGGCAACAGACUUAAGACAAUUGAAGAAAUUAUCAGUUUCCAGCACCUGAAAUGGCUUUCUUGCCUCAAGCUUUGGCACAAUGCUAUUGCAUAUAUACCUGUUCAAAUUGGGACACUGGUAAAUCUGGAACAGCUGUACCUCAACAAUAACAGAAUUGAAAACAUACCAUCACAACUUUUUUUAUGCCACAAGUUACGGCUUUUGGAUUUCAGCAAUAAUCACCUAACUGCUAUUGGUGAUGAAAUCAGUGAACUGAAGCAUCUACAACAUCUUAAUGUCUCCAAUAACAAUCUGGAAACCUUACCCAAUGGACUAUUUCAUUGCUUGAGUCUGCGGACGUUGCUUGUGGGAAAGAACAGCCUGACAACACUAUCACCUCUAGUGGGUGAUUUAGAGAACCUUGUACAUUUGGAUCUUGUUGGCAACCAGUUUGAGUUCCUGCCUGCAGAAUUGGGCAAAUGUAAUUUUAAACCAGGUGGUCUUGUUGUGGAAGAGUCGAUCCUUAAUUCAUUGCCCGCAUUUGUAAGGGAACAUUUGUUAAAAAAUGAUACGGAGCAAGGGUAA
Messenger RNA from Rhincodon typus (whale shark), 2373 nucleotides. Its product is annotated as volume-regulated anion channel subunit LRRC8B-like. The record is from RefSeq and is a predicted model, not a curated record. The transcript is spliced from 2 exons. The coding region runs from base 1 to 2373 and encodes 790 amino acids. Gene Ontology annotation, molecular function: protein binding. Lineage: Eukaryota; Metazoa; Chordata; Chondrichthyes; Orectolobiformes; Rhincodontidae.